Molecule: messenger RNA, 3559 nt
Organism: Lacerta agilis (Sand lizard)
Lineage: Eukaryota; Metazoa; Chordata; Lepidosauria; Squamata; Lacertidae
Gene: TMC3
Product: transmembrane channel like 3
Exons: 22
Coding region: 73-3498 (1141 amino acids)
Cellular component (GO): plasma membrane
Molecular function (GO): mechanosensitive monoatomic ion channel activity
Source: RefSeq, a predicted model, not a curated record
ACGUUCUCAAGAUCUGAUUGUUGCUGCUGCCUUUCAAAACCCUGAGUUUUGAAACACCCAGAAACUCCUGAGAUGUCGUCUGGAGGUGCUUCUUCAGCAAAGUCCUGCAAGAGGUCGAAAACGGUGAAGCGCCAUGCCAGCAUCUACACCUACCAGGAACCACCCCACAGCAACUCAGAUGAAGAUAAUGGGGAUGAGAAGGUUGACAGCAGUGACCCAGAACAGAUCUUCCAGAACAUACAGUUUCAGAAGGAGAUCAUGGCCAACAUCCGUUGCAGACCCUGGCCCAUGAGGCAGAAACUCAGGGCGUUAAGACAAGCCAAAGAGAUUGUACUGAAGUACGAAGGUCGGCUGACUCGAACAAGAGGCUACCAGGCAGCCGGAGCGGAGCUGUGGCGAAAAUUUCUUCGGCUUGCAUAUAACUUUGUGGUCAUCUUUAUUCCCUGGGAAAUGAGAAUCAAGAAAAUAGAGAGUCACUUUGGCUCUGGAGUUGCCUCAUAUUUUAUUUUUUUGAGAUGGCUAUUUGGAAUCAAUAUUGUUCUCACCAUCAUGACAGGAACAUUUGUUGUUUUACCAGAGAUCCUGGCUGGAGAGCCCUUUGGAAGCACUCCCAGCAAGAGCAUCCCUGCCGGGCAAGAAGAAUCUGCACAAGAUCUGGAUACGAUCUGGUCUUUGGGGGGUUACCUCCAGUACUCGGUUUUAUUCUACGGCUACUACGGACAGGCGCGGAAGAUUGGGACAGCAGGCUACCGGCUGCCCCUUGCUUACUUCCUCGUCGGAAUGGCCGUCUUUGCUUACAGCUUCAUCAUCCUCUUAAAGAAGAUGGCUAAAAAUUCAAGGAUGAGCCUAGCAAGCGCUUCUGAUGAAAAUUACACGUUUUGUUGGCGGGUCUUCUGUGCCUGGGAUUAUCUCAUUGGCAACCCUGAGGCUGCAGAGAGCAAAUCAGCUGCCAUAGUUAAUAGCAUCAGGGAAGCCAUACUAGAAGAACAGGAAAAAAAGAAAAGCACAAACAUGGCCGUGACCAUAAGCUUAAGGAUCAUCGCCAACAUCCUUGUUCUCCUCUCACUCGCCGGAAGCAUUUACAUCAUUUACUUCGUAGUGGAUCGAUCCCAGAAAUUAGAGCGCACGAAAAAGGAGCUAACACUCUGGGAAAAGAAUGAGGUAAGUGUUGUUGUCUCCCUCAUCACAAUGCUCGCUCCUUCUGCCUUCGAAUUGGUUGCUGCACUAGAGAUGUACCACCCUCGAACAACCCUACGCUUUCAGCUUGCCAGAGUUCUUGUCUUAUAUCUGGGAAAUCUAUACAGUUUGAUCAUUGCUCUUCUGGACAAAGUGGACAGCAUGAGCAUCGCUGAAUCUGAAGUUCACAACAAUGGAAGCACCACAGUGGUUGCCACCACUACCUCAGCUACUAAAACUGUUAGAGAAGACAACUUUUCAACGAUCAUUCCCAUUAUGCACAUUAUGAGGACCAGCACCUUUCUUCUGGUUGACAAUCACACUCAAAGCUAUGCUCUACCCAUCAGCAUGGUGACCAACAAGACAGCAUCUUAUGAAUCCAACACUCAAAGCCACCAAGAUCAAUGCUGGGAGACCUAUGUUGGUCAAGAAAUGUUGAAGCUGUCGAUUAUUGACAUGCUCUUCACCGUGGCGAGCAUCCUGUUGAUUGACUUCUUCCGUGGGCUUUUUGUCCGAUACUUAAGUGACUGUUGGUGCUGGGAUUUGGAAAGCAAAUUUCCAGAAUAUGGAGAAUUCAAAAUAGCAGAAAAUGUCCUGCAUUUGGUCUACAAUCAAGGGAUGAUUUGGAUGGGAGCCUUCUUUUCGCCCUGCCUCCCAGCGUUCAACGUUCUCAAGCUGAUAGGGCUCAUGUACCUGCGGAGCUGGGCUGUGCUAACUUGCAAUGUCCCCCAUCAGCAAGUCUUCAGAGCAUCAAGAUCUAAUAACUUCUACCUGGCUAUGCUGCUCUUCAUGUUGUUUUUGUGUAUGCUUCCAACCAUAUUUGCUAUUGCCCGCUAUAAGCCAUCCCUCACCUGUGGGCCGUUUAGUGGACAAGAAAAAAUAUAUGACAUCGUGUCUGAAACCAUUCAAGCUGACUUUCCUGUCUGGUUCCACAAGAUGAUGAUUUAUGUGAGCAGCCCUGUAGUUGUCCUGCCUGCUUUAUUGCUUCUCUUCAUGCUAAUUUAUUAUCUGCAGAGUAUUGCCAGGUCGUUAAAAUUCACUAACAAUCAACUGAGGAUGCAGAUCCAGAAUGAAAGAACUGAAGACAAGAAAAAAGUGGUCCAAAUGGCAGCAGCCAGAAUACAAACUACAGAAGGAAACGACAUAAGGCCGGAGCAGGAGAGUGACAUCAUCAGCCAGGAGUCCUCAGCCCGGUGCUCGACUCCGAGGAAGAACGGCAGUGUGGUGAACUUUGAGUCGCCCAAAGGCAGGAGAAUACAAACCAUCUCCCAGUCGGUAGCACAGCCUGAAGUAGCCAAGCCAGUCAGCCCACCGCCGGCAAAUGCUCCUCCUGCAGCUCCAGCGCCUAUAGCGGCUCCCUUGCCCAUAGCAUCCCCAGUACUCAUAGCUCCGACACCUGUCACUCCAACGCCCUCUCUGCCCAGUGUACCGAAGCCGAGAGCGGAACCCAUCGCCAACAGAUACCCAAGUGUUGCCCAUGGAAGUGCAAGCGACCUCUGCAAAGCCAAGGCUUACACCCCUGUGAAGUACAAGAAGCGUCUAGAAGAUGUUCACUCAGAACCUCUGUUCAGGAAGAGCCUCCGACAAGCCAACCCCGAGGCUCGCGGCACUGCCGGCACCCCUGCUUUCGUGGGCCGCAGGUCUCACACGGCCAGGUACUUCCUCGUCAACGAGCACGAACCCCGGAAAAAGCUCCUCCGCUCCACCACGCGGCUGCCGAGGAAUUUCCGAAUGGACGAGUCGGGGGACAUCGUGGAGCUGUAUCCGAGAAACAUCCGGAGGUACAUGGUUCGGACGCCACACAGGGCCUACUCCCCUCAUUUCAGUGAAGAGGAGGAAGAAGAGGAGUUGAGGAGAGCUCUGGCCAAUAGAUCCCACCGCCCGCGGUCGCUCUCCGAUCUCCGAGCAGCCCCCCGCUUCUACAUUGGGGAGUGUGCCGACAGCCAGAUCCUUAGUAGCAAGGCGCUGGCGAAGAUGCACUACAAAUCUUGGGAAGACGGCUUUGGGCUCACGUUUGGCAGGCCCCCUCACACCCACCGGAAGAUCCACCUGAAGAACAUUGAACUGGACCCACGCUACCCGGAGCAGCACCCAAAGGCGAAAUCCAAACACAAGCCCGAGCCGUCCCCGACGGAGUCCGACUCCAUCUCUGUCGAAUCAAGCAGUGACCAGCCAACUAGCGGCAACAACGAUUACAUCCAAGUCACCCACAGCAAAGACAAGUACCUGAAACCUGGAGCAAAUUUAACCAGGAAGAAAUCCAAGGCCGGUGCUGACUUGAACAUGGCCGAGGCUAAUGAACUGAUAUGCUCAAAUGUUUAGUGGGGAAGGACGAGGCUGCUUCAUUCGAGAGCAGAGGUUCCUAAACUUGUUUGGCCUACAA